Molecule: messenger RNA, 831 nt
Organism: Lindgomyces ingoldianus
Lineage: Eukaryota; Fungi; Ascomycota; Dothideomycetes; Pleosporales; Lindgomycetaceae
Exons: 9
Coding region: 1-831 (276 amino acids)
Source: RefSeq, a predicted model, not a curated record
AUGCUUGAGAGAGCUUUUGGGUGGCCAGAUGAGAAGCAGCCAAUCAGCGCCAUUCAUCAUGCAUUCGAGAUCUUAGUGGAGGUCUAUUCGAAGUCCAUUUUCUCAUAUCGCAUCAGGGUUCUUUGCACGACACUUGAUGAUUUCUUAUUUCAUAUCACCUUUACUGUAAAUACUCAUCCACCCUCUCUCAACUACGAAAGAGACAAUUAUCACCGCCUAAGUUUCAUGGAUCAACACUUUCUGGUGACUAAAAUCAUCAUAAGAUUAUUUCAACUAUGCCCGAACUAUUUAAAUGGCUCGUUUGGAGAAUGCGGUUGUCUUUUGGAAGAGGAAGUUUCUAGUAAUUGGGAUUUCGAUGGGUCCUCCUCAUAUCAGAAUUUCUAUGCCUCCUUUUUACCUGGAAACCACAGCAUUGAAUACUCGCGAUUGGAUGCUCAGGAAUCUACCGCAGAUAGUUCCCACGAAGACAGGUUGGAAACUGGAGAAGCUGGAGAAGGCGGCACAGUGGUGGAAAGAGCAUAUACUGCUUCAACAUGCCUGAAGCUGCGAAUAAAGACCAAUCACCGCUCAAUAGGCACUUCGGUGCACCUGCAGACGUUCUACACCGUCUCUGCAAUUCUGGAGUCGCCACUUCGCCAUCACGUGCCUAUCACCCUCCUGCCCUCUGCGGAUGACCUAUUUCUCGCCGCUUCAUUUCGCUGUAUUUCUGAGGUGCAGAGUACCAGUGCUUUUACAGGUGCAACAAGUAACCAGUUCUUUUGUCGUCGAAGGAGGUCUUGGUGCGAAGCUGUACAAGGGGCAGGAAUUGUUGGCACGGGUUGUUUCUCUUAA